AUGACAGCAAUUAAAAGAACAGCAAUGUCCGCACUCAGAAUUGGUUAUGUCCCUGAACACUUCUCCACUCCUUUGUUUUUUGCUCAACAACAAGGUUUUUACGAAAAAAAUGGGGUUAAAGUUGAGUUUUUGCCUUAUCCUUCGGGAUCUGGUCACUUGAUUCAGUCUCUCCAAGACAACACAAUUGAUGUUGCUGUCGGAUUGACUGAAGCCUUUAUUGCUGGUAUUGGCAAGGGGGCCGACUGGUACAAACUUAUUGGCACUUAUGUUGAGUCUCCGCUAUGCUGGGCUAUUAGCACUGGUAAGAAUCGUGCUGAGCUUACCAAUGAAGACGACAUUAGAGGCAAGAGAAUUGGUGUUAGCAGAAUUGGAAGCGGUUCCUAUGUCAUGCCCUUUGUCUUAGCCUAUCAAAAGGGCUGGACUGAUGAGUACAAAUUCAAUAUUCUUCAAAACUUUAAGAAUUUAAGAGAUGCGGUUAAUCUCAAGGAAGGGUUGGAGCCUACUGAUGCCUUCAUGUGGGAGAUUUUCACCACCAAAAAGUACUAUACGUCUGGCGAGAUCAAGAACAUUGGUCGCAUUUACACUCCCUGGCCUUCCUGGGUUAUUUCUGCAUCCACAAAUGCUAUUUCUUCAAACGCCAAAGACCUUGCAGCCUUCACCAAAAGUGUUGAAGAAGGUAUUGAAUACUUUAAGAAUCAUCAGGAUGAAGCCGUUGAAUGGAUUUCCACCAAUCUUGACUAUUCUGCAGAAGAUGCUAGAGCUUGGCUUGAAACUGUCACCUUCCGAAAGGACACGUCCUCGGUUGACCCUGAGGUAGUCGAGAAAACCAUCACUAUUUUAAAAUCCGCCAAGGUUUUGGACAAUUCCGCUGAUCAGGCUGAGUAUGUGGUCAAGGUUUAA
Molecule: messenger RNA, 900 nt
Organism: Magnusiomyces paraingens
Lineage: Eukaryota; Fungi; Ascomycota; Dipodascomycetes; Dipodascales; Dipodascaceae
Exons: 4
Coding region: 1-900 (299 amino acids)
Source: RefSeq, a predicted model, not a curated record